Messenger RNA from Diabrotica balteata, 2028 nucleotides. The record is from the annotation of a GenBank genome assembly. NCBI's taxonomy places the organism in Eukaryota, Metazoa, Arthropoda, Insecta, Coleoptera, Chrysomelidae.
CUAAACUUAAAGUAAGUUUCAUAACAAACAAACCAAACCCCCACCAUAGAACAAAUAACAAUUUUUUUCUGUACUCUACCCCCACUGUGCAUUUGAUUUGAACUUUGAAGUCACUCUUCAGCAACUUCAUCAUCGCGAUUGGUCAAUAGUUGGUAUAUUUGAUCAGGUGAUAAUGAUAGGAGUUUUUCACAAGGAAUAAAAGGCCAUCAGUUUCACACUUCCACAUUAUUAGUGAAUAUUUGGUAUUCGUAAUAACAAGUGUACACGUGUUGUGAAUUUGGGCAGUUGAUUGUAAAUUUAUAGUUCAUUCAUCAUGUCAAAGGUAAUAAAAGAGCAAGAUGCAGAUUUUCGUUUUAAAUCGCCCAUAGAAGAAAAAGCUGUAAUUCCCGAUCAACCCCCGAAGUGUCCAUGGACCAAGGAUCUUCAUAAAACGGAAAAAUCUCCACACAGCAAAUGGGACUGGAAACCCUAUCCAGCAAAAGUACUUCCAAAUAUAGCCAAAGCUGUAGGAAAUACACCUAUGGUAAAAUUAAAUGGUAUUCCAAAAGCGGAGAAUUUAGAGUGCGAAAUUUAUGGAAAAUGCGAAUUUCUAAACCCAGUUGGAUCAAUAAAAGACCGUAUGUUGAUUCGAUGCAUUGAAGACGCCGAAAGAAGUGGCAUCCUAAAACCUGGUGCAACAAUUAUUGAAUGUACUUCUGGCAACACUGGCGUCGCGUUAGCUUGGGCAUCAUCGAUUAAAGGUUACAAAUGCGUCAUCGUAUUACCGGACAAGUUUUCAAUGGAGAAGGAAUUACUCAUUAAAGCGUUUGGUGGAGAAGUCGUAAGAGUACCAAUGGGAGUACCAUAUACAGGUGAAAAUGGAAUGUAUGGAAAAGCUCAUGCUCUUCAUAAACAAAUACCAAAUUCCAUUAUACUAGAUCAAUUUUCCAAUCCGUCCAAUCCAUUAGCACAUUAUGACACCACAGCCGAGGAAAUAUAUUACCAGUGUGAUGGACAAGUUGAUAUGAUUGUAAUGGGAUGUGGCACAGGAGGAACUAUGUCUGGUAUAAGCAGAAAAUUUAAAGAAAUUUCUCCGAACACAAUAAUUAUAGGCGCUGACCCUUAUGGCUCACAGUAUGCUCAACCAUGUGAACUCAAUAAAACCGAUGUGAAGGCUUUUGAUAUCGAAGGUAUAGGAUAUGAGUAUACUCCUACAGUAUGUGACAGAUCGAUGGUAAGCAAAUGGUACAAAUUCCAUGACAAAGUAUCUCUAAACAUGUGUAGAAGAUUAAUCAGAGAAGAAGGAUUAUUAGUUGGAACAAGCAGUGGAGUACUAAUGGCAGGUGCCUUACAAGCAAUUAAAGAUUUUAAGAUGGGAAAGGGAAAGAAAGUAGUAGUUCUGCUUCCAGAUGGUGCUAAAAAUUAUCUGACUAAAUUUAUCUGUGAUCAAUGGAUGGAACAAAGAAAUUUAUUACCUGCUGUUAAUACCCGUAAUCAUUGGUGGUGGGACGUAAACGUUAUGGAGCUGUCAUUUAAACCAUGUCAAACUGUGGAAAAAUCAGCAUCUCCCAAGGAUGUAUUAGCUCUUAUGGAUAAACUUAAUGUAGAUUAUUUACCUGCUGUAAACGAUGGAUUGAUUGUUGGAUUGGCUACAAGAAAAAAUACUCUGAAUCGACUCAUAGCGGAAGAGUCACCAAAUGAUGAAAUCAAUAACUGCUUGGUACGGAUGUUUUCUAAACUACCCAAAGCCAGUUCACUUGGACUUGCAUCAAGAGUCUUAGAAGUUGAAAAUUAUGUUGUGAUCCUGGAUAGUGACAGCGGAAAUGAUGUAGCACUAGGAGUAGUAACAUCAGAUGACAUUCUUCAUUACAUUCAAACCCAUAAAAAGCAUUAAUUCGAUAUAACCUUGCGAUGUAACGGAUGAUCACAUUUUUCUAUAUAUCUCAACUAACAGAAUUCUGUUUUUAAAAUUUUGUUUUACUAGUUUACUUACUAUUGUUUCUUCAAGUAUUGUUUAUAUUAUAAAUUUUAAUAAAAUGCUUUGAAUUA